Didymodactylos carnosus is the source of this 3873-nucleotide messenger RNA. The record is from the annotation of a GenBank genome assembly. Lineage: Eukaryota; Metazoa; Rotifera; Eurotatoria; Philodinida; Philodinidae.
ACUCGAUAGAAACUUCCAUAGUUCUACAGUCAAUAAUCGUCAUACGGAAUCUCAGUCAUACACAUCAAUUCCAUUUUAGAUGAACAUUAAUUUGGUAUAUAAUACAUUUUUAUAUCAUCUGUAGUUUCAGCUCUACCCCCAUGGAAAAAUAUUAUUUCCAACCGUGUAGAAUAUCUGUUUUUAUUCGCAAUUAUUCUGUGUGUGUCAUGUUUGUUUUUUUACUUGUUCGUAGAAUUCUCUGUUAAAAGUCUAUUGGAAUUGACAUAAUAAGUAAAAAAUAGACACUAUACAUAAGGUUUGACAGAAUACAUUAUACACACAAUAAAAAGAAAUAUAGAAAAAAAAAUUCGUAUAAAUCGACGAUAGACAAACAUUUUUUGCUCUUUUUAUUCAAUAAAAAAAAAUUAUGAAAUAUUUUUAAAUUUUUGUUUAUUUCCAAUUAUUUCAUAUGUUUCAUCUUUUUAUUCCAUCUUAUGACAAAUGUUGUACUAUUUACACAUUAUACUCCUCCUUUUCAUGAAAAAAAAAAUUAUUAAUUUGUUGAAAGCACAGUGACAUCAUUGCUCUUAAGUGCUCAUGAACACGUAGGACUGGUCAUAAUUUCAUGUGUGUGUGUGUGUGUUAAGUUUUCAUUUAUGUUUGUUUGUUUUCUUUUCAAGAUUUUGUAUUACAUCGUAAAAUUCGAAAAAAUCAAAAAUAUUAUUUUCAAGAAAUCUUUAUCAAAAUAAAACAUAAAAAAUGUCAAAAGAACAAGAAAACGUGAUUAAAAUAUCAAUAAUAUUGGUUGAUUAUGGGACAGAGGUUAUGCGUUAUCAACUUACAAAAAUUGCAAAUUCGUCGAAUAGAAGUGUUUUUAAUUUUUUAUGGAAUAAUUUACAGACAAUACAAAGUUGUAAUCAUUUGAAUGAUGUAAAAAACAAAAUAUUUGAAAUCAAUUGCAAUUUUCCAUAUGGAGAUUCAAUAAAUAAUUCAUUGAUACCAAAUGAUUUUAAUAAAUUUGAUUUAUCAUCUUGUUUUAGCAUAUUACGAAAUUUAACUAAAGAUAAACAAAACAAUGGUCGAUGGGAUGUAAUUAAUACAAAUGAUAGAUCAUUAGCUGCAAAUUUUAAUCGAUUACGCAUCAUACGUAAUGUAAAUUUUGGUCAUUUAGCUGAAUUUAAGUUGAAUGAUAAGGAAUAUAAUUAUUAUAAAGUUGAAUUAAAAAAAAUAAUUACUGAACUAUGUGAUGGUCAAAAGAUGCAAAAUGAUUAUGUGAAGGCAAUUGAUUCUGUAUUAUUGUCAUCCUAUAAUGAUCGAGAUAUAUUAAUAUAUUAUAAAAGAUGUACAGAAGAAAUAAUUAAUUCACGAAUAGCACAGGUGGACUUGGUUAAUAAGAUAAAAGAAAUAAGAACGUCAAUAGAAAUGAAACUUGAUGAGAUAAAUUCAAAUAUGUCUGAACUUAAAAUUCAGAAUAAAAAUUUAGAAUACAAUCAAGAAAACAUAAAAAACGUCAUUACAACAUCGGGUAAGAAUAUCGAAGAUAGAAUUAAUACAUUAACACAAGUACAUACGAAUAGCCAAAAUGAAUAUUUAGCAACUGUUUCAAAAAUCAACAAAAAUAUAGAGAAUAUGACAGAUGAUAAAUCAUCAAUAAUAUUAGCAAACUAUUUACCAAAAGAAAGUAUAAAAAAUUUUAUACGAAAGGAAGAAUUAGUCCAUAAAAUCGAAGAAAUUUUGUCAAAAUCAAAUAAAUAUGUUAUUAUUAGUGGUUAUGCUGGUUUGGGUAAAACAACACUUGCAUCACAAUAUGCACAUCAACAAAAAGCUGAAAAUAAUAAAAGAGUUCGAUGGUUUAAUGCUGAAUCAGAAGAUUCAGUUUGGAAUGAUUAUAGAAAGAUGGCAAUAUACGAACUUAGAAUAGGAAAGGAAAUAAGUGAAAAACAAAUUAUUAUAAAUUUGGUAAAUAGUAAAUUGGAACUAUUAGAAUUAAAUGUUUUAUUUGUAUUUGAUGAUGCCAAAGAUGCCGAUGAUAUUAAUGAAUUAAUAAUAAAUUUACCAAAUAAUGUUCAAACAAUAAUAACAACAAAAAAUAAUUAUUUGAAAGAUAAUUUCGCAUCUGGCAAUGAAUCAAAUUUAGACAUGAAACCAUUUAAUAAAACUGAAUGCUGUGAAUAUAUAACAAAAUCGGAUAAAAAGAGAACGUUUAAUCAAUCUCAAGCAGAAGAACUAUUUGAUUUGAUAAAAACAAAUGAAAAAGAAGAGGUACAUCCAUUUAAAUUAUCAAAAGUAAUAACUUUACUACAAAAGCAAUCUUGGUCAAUACAAGAUUAUAAAACAGAAAUAAAAGAACAUGGAGAGAUAAAUGCAGAGGAAUAUCUACUUAAAGAAUUAAUAAAUGAAUCAUCGAAUGGAUGGAAAUUAUUACAACAUUGUGUAUUUUUAGAUGAAAAUUUUAUAAGUAUCGAUAUACUUAAGGAAAUAUUAAUUGAACAAGAAAAUAAUAGUAAUAAAAUUGAUAUUGAUAAAGAAAAAGAACCUUUAGAAGAACUUUCAUUAGUAAAUCAAAUUGAAUUAAAAAAUGAGAAAGAAUCUGUAAUUGGAAUUAAAUUACAUUCGAUAAUAAAAGAUACAAUUGAAAAAUAUAUGGACAAAGAAAACAAUAUUGAAAAGUGUAUAAAAAAAGUGAAAAUAUUAGAAAAACUGAUUAACGUAAUCAAUAAUAAAAUGCCAGAAAUUGAUAAUAUGCCAAAUGACGAUUGGAAUAAAGCAGAAAUAUAUUAUCGACAUACACACAAAUUGAUAAACUUAAAAUUAGUGCAAGAAAUUAACGAUAUUAAAAAUUUAGGCAAUUUAUAUUCAAAAAUAGCAAACUAUGAGCAAUAUAAAUUAUGUAAUUUUAAAAAUUUAAUAAAAUAUCAUAAAAAUAAGUGGGAAAUAUUAAAAGCAUUAUAUGAUGGUGAUCAUCCAGAUGUUGCAAGUUCACUGGAAAAACUUGGAUAUUGCUAUAAUAAAUCGGGUGAUGCAGAAACAGGAUUAGAAUACUGUGAACAAGCAUUAAAAAUGCGUCGAAAUGUAUAUCGAGACAGUCAUGAAGGUUGCCAUGAAGAUGUUGCCCGUUCAUUAAAUGGUGUUGGAUUUGCUUAUAUUAAAUUACAAGAUGAACAAAAAGCAUUAAAAAACUUUGAACAAGCAUUAAAAAUGUAUCAAGAUUUAUAUAAAGACAAUCAUCCGGGUGUUGCAGAAUCGUUAAAUAAUGUUAAUAUGGCAUGUAAUAAAUUAGGAGAUAAAGAAAACCAAAAAUCGAAAAAAAACUUUAAACGAUCACAAGAAUACUUUGAACGAUCAAAAGAAUACUUUGAACGAGCAUCAGAAUGUUCUAAACGAGGAUUAGAAAUUUGUCAACAUUUAUAUAAAGGCAAUCAUCCAGAUGUUGCAAAAUUGUUGAGUAGUGUUGGAUUCAGUUUUAGUAAAUUAGGACAUGCAUAUAUAAAAUUAAACUGCUAUAAACAAGCAUUAGAUCACUAUCAACAAGCAUUAAAAUACUCUGAAGAAGCAUUAAAAAUGUAUCAAGAUUUAUAUAAAGGCAAUCAUCCAGAUGUUGCAAACUUGUUGUUUAGUGUUGGAUUCAAUUAUAAAAGAUUAGGAGAUGUAGAAGGCGAUGUAAAAGUAGAAUGCUAUAGACAAGCACUAGAAAUGCAUCACCAAUCAUUAAAAAUGUAUCAAAAUUUAUAUAAGGGCGAUCAUUACGAUAUUGCAAAAACGUUGGAACAACUUGGUUUUUGCUAUGCGGCAUCAGGAGAUGCACAAAAUGGAACGGAAUACUGUAAACAAGCGAAAGAAAUGUUUCAUGUUUUGCGUCUCAGGAUUCCGAAAGCCACGAAAAAUGUUCCGUGA